AUGGAAAUUCAAAACGGACCAGAUGAGGAAGUGCUACGUGAAGUAUCCAUGGAAGUAUCUAGGGAAAUACCUCAUAAUACAAUGACCAAUGUAAUUGAUGACCGAGAAACUAGGGAAACUGCAUCAACAACCACAACUACAAUAUUGAAGACAAUGUAUAAUUUGACAUCAAAUCAGACUAUACCUGUUGUGGAGAAGAAUUAUAUGGGAUGUAUGGAUGUUGGAAAUUUUUUAGAUAAACUUAAUUUGGAUCUCUACACAAAAUACUCGAUUCUUAGAAAUCAUUGGAUUCCUCCUCUCAAUUAUGAGUAUCCAUGGUCUGAACACAUACGAGCUGGUAUUGCUAAAAAAAGAAAGCCUUUAAAGAAACAUUUAGACAACUAUCCUUGGUUAGUUUUGUCGGAUUUGUGUAAAGGACUUUUUUAUGGAUAUCUUGAAAUUCAUAAAAGAAACAAGUACCACCAUGAUGCACUUCAAUCAAACCAACAGUUUUUGCUGGCUUAUGAAAAUCCAAAUAAUAGUGACAUAAACCAAAUUAAUUCAUUUAGAUUCAAACAAGUAACAGAGAAUCGUGAAAGAUUAAAACCAAUUAUUGAAACUUUGAUUUUAUGUGGAAACCAAAACAUACCAUUGAGAGGAUAUCGUGAUGAUGGAGAACUUCUAAAUUCAAAUUCUCAACUUUUAAAAAAUGAUGGCAAUUUUCGUGAAAAUUCAUUGUCACUUAAAGAAGUUGGAGUUUAUGCUAUUAUAUUCGAUGAAACAACAGACAUGUCCCAUACCGAACAACUCAGCUUGUCAUUACGAUAUGUGUAUGAUGAGAAAAUCUAUGAGCGGUUUAUUCAAUUUGUUGAUGCUUAUAAUUCUAUACAAGACAGUGAUAUUGUAUCAGGAGAAUCAAAAUUAACUGGUCGUGCAAUUGGUCAUAUUGUAUUGAAUAUAUUAGAAAACUUCGGAUUAGAUUCAAAACUUUGUGUGAUGACUUCAAAUGAUAUUGGUGCAGUUACUACUAUCUUGGAAGCUUGUCGAAUGGCUGUUUGUUGUCCUUGUUUCAGUCAUGCAUUAAACAUUUCCCUUUCUCAGUCAUCAAAAGUGAUUUCUAUUAGAAAUACUGUUAGUAUACUAAAAGAAGUAAUUGCAUUUUUUAAUAGUUCUGCCAAGCGACAAAUUGUUUUAAAAAAUAUUUUGAUACACAAUUUAAAAGGACUAUGUCAAACACGUUGGAUUGAAAUGCAUGAUGAUGUGUUACAAUUUAAAUCAUCUCUUUCAAAGAUAAUAGAAUCAUUGGUCGAAAUUCAGAGUUGGACGGAUAAAGCAUCAUCAUCGAAAGCACUUUCGCUUGUUUCUACUAUUUGUACUAGUGAAUUUUUAAUUUCUCUAUACUCUCUGAUUGAUAUAUUAAAACAUUCACUAGUUGUCAGCCCUCUUCUUCAAUCAAAUUCACUUGAUCUACAAAAUGCAACACAAGCUACUCAAACACAUAGAAUGGCGACUGAAUUAGAAUUUGAAAUUAAAUUACCUCGUUUAGUCAAAACAAUGAAUCAUAGAUCCAAUUACCCUACUGAAGGAGAUGGAGACAAGGCAAUAGAAAAAUACUAUCGUUGUUCUAUAUAUAUACCGUUACUUGAUGGAAUUUAUACAGACCUCAAGACUCGUUUAAACCCCAAUACAUUGAAGUUAUUUGAUUUGCGGUUACUGAUACCAAAAAUAUUUUUGAAUAUAAUAGCUUCAGACAAAAAUAUCACAAGAAAAAUAUUACAAGAAAGGAUACUAAAAAUUGUUCCCAUGUUUAAUUACUCAUGGCAAAAUGAUGAUUAUACCAAAGAUGUAUUAGCUGAAGAGUAUGACUUAUGGUUUAACAUGUGGCAAAAUCAAUCCAGCAAUAUUGAAAUAAAAGUACCAAGCACUGCUAUAUCUUCACUGAUAGUUUGUUCUAAAGAUAUGUUCCCUAUAAUUUCUUCAUUAUUAAGAAUAUUAUCAACAUUGCCUGUUAGCACUGCUACCGUUGAAAGAAGUUUUUCAACUUUAAAGCGAGUGAAAACAUGGCUUCGUGCUACCAUUAGCCAGGAAAGGAACAUUUGA
Messenger RNA from Acyrthosiphon pisum (pea aphid), 2079 nucleotides. RefSeq lists its product as uncharacterized. Gene Ontology annotation, molecular function: protein dimerization activity. Lineage: Eukaryota; Metazoa; Arthropoda; Insecta; Hemiptera; Aphididae. The record is from RefSeq and is a predicted model, not a curated record. The transcript is spliced from 9 exons. Bases 1 to 2079 code for a protein of 692 amino acids.